AUGGCCAAGAAGAAGAAGCCGGCCCCCGGGCCCGAGGCCGCGCCGGAGGCGGCGGACGAGGCCCCGGACUACGGGCCGGCCCUCGCCGAGGCGGCGCGGGAGGCGGUCGAGGAGGGGAUCGAGGCGGCCUUCGCGCGCGCGGAACAGAACGAGCUCGACAAGUUGGCGCCGGCGUUCGUCGCGGCGGACCUGAUGCGCCAGCUCAACAUCGCGGUCGCGUGGGCGACGCUCGAGCCGGACCGGCCGACGGCGGCGCAGCUGGCCGCCGCGCCCGCCGAGCCCGCGCCGCCGAUCAUCGACAGCUGGGCGCGCGGCGUCGUCGCGAGCCGGCCCCGGCCGCGCCCGCGGACGCCGCCGCCGGCGGCCGACGCCGCGGCGUCCGAGGGGCCGCCGUCGUCGCGGACGUCCGCGCGGUCCGCGCGGUCCCGGACGGGCCGCAAGCGCGCGCCCCGGGCGCCGGCGGGCGGCCCGGUCCUGCUGGACGUCGAGGAGGAGGACUGGGGCAUGGCCGUCGGCGCGUACGCGUUCGCCGAGACGACCCAGUUCAACUGGCCCGAGGCCGAGGACGCGCGGCCGAAGAGCGCCAGGGCCCUGGCGGCGCGGGCGGCCCGGGACCGCCUCGACGAGGAGGAGCAGCGCGUCGCGGCGCAGCUGCGCGCGCUCAAGCAGCGCGGCCGCGCCGCGGUCGUCCUGCCCGGCGGCGCCGUCUGCGAGCUCAAGCCCCUCGACAAGGCCCCGGCGCCGCCCGCGUUCAAGGUCCGGGCCCCGGCCGCGCCGCGCGCGCCGCGCGCGCGCGCCGCGGCCCCGGGGAAGAAGCCGCCGCGCGAGAAGGCGCACGUCGCGGCGGCGCGCCGCUUCUUCGUCGGCGGCCUCGAGCAGCCGCCCCUGCUGUCGGGCGACUCGGGCUUCGGGCCCGGCGUCGGCGUCGCCGCGGCGCAGGGCGCCAAGCGCGUCGAGGGCAUGGCGCGCCAGCGCGACGCGUCGCACCUGAGCCGCGCCGAGUACGAGUCGCUGCGCGACGAGGAGGAAGGGUCCCUGUUCGCCGAGUCGCGGCUCGACGCGGACGUCGAGACGCGGGCGCGGUCGCCGGUCACCGUCGACGGCGGCGCCGGCGCCGGCGCCGGCGACGACGACGAGGACGACGACGACGACGCGACGGCGGCGCGGCGGCGGCGCGCCGCCGCGGCCGCCGCGGCGCUGCCCGGCGACGCCGUCUCGCCGCUCGCCGGCGGCAAGCCCCGGGUGCCCACGCCCGAGGCGGCGCCCGGCGGCGGCGCCGACGACGAGGACGACGAGAACCUGAAGCUCGUCGGCGCGCCCGACUGGGGCGCCGUGGGGGCGGCGAAGGAGCCCGUCGUCGGCCGCCUGGGCGCGCGCCAGUCGCCCGCGCAGCGCGCCCAGACGUUCAACCUCCUCUCCGGCGCGCACCUCGCGCCCCAGGCGCGCGUCCGCGUCGCCGCGGCGCCGCCGACGCGGUCGCUCUUCGAGUACUCCGUGCCCCCGCCGGGCGUCUCGGAGCUGGGCGCCCACCUCUUCGCCGAGGUCUCCCCCAAGAAGCUGCUCCCGGGGACGCGGCCCACGCUGGGCGUCGCGGGCGGGCGGGCGAACUAACUCAGAGCGGUAC
Pelagomonas calceolata is the source of this 1624-nucleotide messenger RNA. NCBI's taxonomy places the organism in Eukaryota, Pelagophyceae, Pelagomonadales, Pelagomonadaceae. The record is from the annotation of a GenBank genome assembly.